This is a messenger RNA of Symbiodinium sp. CCMP2592, 234 nucleotides long. NCBI's taxonomy places the organism in Eukaryota, Dinophyceae, Suessiales, Symbiodiniaceae. The record is from the annotation of a GenBank genome assembly.
AUGUGGACUGCCCGCUCCGAGGUUGUACUCGGCCACAAGUACGAUAUUCCCGGUCUCGUCGAGUAUGCAGCACCUGUCGCUCUUGGAAACAUUAAUCCAGAGAACUGCGUCAGCCAAGUUCGGAUAUUGCGGGCCUACCACGACGACGAGAGGCUCGGGCCAGUUUUCGAGGCACUGCUGAACAAGAUCCAUGAGAGUCCCCAGAUCUUUAAGUCUGUGAUGCUGGGCUUUUGA